Messenger RNA from Myripristis murdjan (pinecone soldierfish), 4916 nucleotides. It is a transcript of the gene ap2b1, whose product is annotated as adaptor related protein complex 2 subunit beta 1. The record is from RefSeq and is a predicted model, not a curated record. Bases 160 to 3021 code for a protein of 953 amino acids. Gene Ontology annotation, molecular function: clathrin binding. The transcript has 22 exons. Gene Ontology annotation, cellular component: clathrin adaptor complex; membrane coat. Gene Ontology annotation, biological process: intracellular protein transport; vesicle-mediated transport. Lineage: Eukaryota; Metazoa; Chordata; Actinopteri; Holocentriformes; Holocentridae.
UUCCCUGUGGUAAACCUGGAAGUUUUCCACUUUCCGACGGCCCUUGAAGCCACCAUCCCCAUUCUUCCUCCUCCUCGGAGCGGACAUCAGGCGCUGCCCGCAUCACGGAGCCAUUUCACCUCGACUGCACAUCCAAAGCGAGCUUGACGGGCCUCCAUCAUGACGGACUCCAAAUAUUUCACAACCAACAAAAAAGGAGAAAUCUUUGAGCUGAAGGCAGAGCUGAACAAUGAGAAGAAGGAGAAGAGGAAGGAGGCCGUGAAGAAAGUCAUCGCCGCCAUGACUGUCGGCAAGGACGUCAGCUCUCUGUUCCCUGAUGUGGUGAACUGCAUGCAGACUGACAACCUGGAGCUGAAGAAGCUGGUGUACCUGUACCUGAUGAACUACGCCAAGAGCCAGCCGGACAUGGCCAUCAUGGCUGUGAACAGCUUCGUCAAGGACUGCGAGGACCCCAACCCCCUGAUCCGGGCUCUGGCCGUCCGCACCAUGGGCUGCAUCCGGGUGGACAAGAUCACGGAGUACCUGUGCGAGCCGCUGAGGAAGUGUCUGAAAGACGAGGACCCCUACGUCAGGAAGACGGCCGCUGUUUGUGUGGCGAAGCUGCAUGACAUCAACGCCCAGAUGGUGGAGGACCAGGGCUUCCUGGACUCCCUCAGGGACCUCAUCGCCGACUCCAACCCCAUGGUGGUGGCCAACGCCGUGGCUGCCCUGUCGGAGAUCAGCGAGUCCCAUCCCAACAGCAACCUGCUGGACCUCAACCCCCAGAACAUCAACAAGCUGCUCACCGCCCUCAACGAGUGCACCGAGUGGGGCCAGAUCUUCAUCCUGGACUGCCUGUCCAACUACAACCCCAAGGACGAGCGCGAGGCGCAGAGCAUCUGCGAGCGCGUCACGCCCCGGCUGUCCCACGCCAACUCGGCCGUGGUGCUCUCGGCCGUCAAGGUGCUCAUGAAGUUUCUGGAGCUGCUGCCCAAGGACUCGGACUAUUACAACACCCUGCUGAAGAAGCUGUCGCCGCCGCUGGUCACCCUGCUGUCCGGGGAGCCCGAGGUGCAGUACGUCGCCCUGAGGAACAUCAACCUGAUCGUCCAGAAGAGGCCUGAGAUCCUGAAGCAGGAGAUCAAGGUGUUCUUCGUCAAGUACAACGACCCCAUCUACGUGAAACUGGAGAAACUGGACAUCAUGAUCCGCCUGGCCUCCCAGGCCAACAUCGCCCAGGUCCUGGCUGAGCUGAAGGAGUACGCCACCGAGGUGGACGUGGACUUUGUGCGUAAGGCCGUGCGAGCCAUCGGACGCUGCGCCAUCAAAGUGGAGCAAUCAGCUGAGCGCUGCGUGAGCACCCUGCUGGACCUCAUCCAGACCAAAGUCAACUACGUGGUCCAGGAAGCCAUCGUGGUCAUCAGGGACAUCUUCCGCAAGUACCCCAACAAGUACGAGAGCAUCAUCGCCACGCUGUGCGAAAACCUCGACUCGCUGGAUGAGCCCGACGCUCGCGCCGCCAUGAUCUGGAUCGUUGGCGAAUACGCCGAGAGGAUCGACAACGCCGACGAACUCCUGGAGAGCUUCCUGGAGGGCUUCCACGACGAGAGCACCCAGGUGCAGCUCACUCUGCUCACCGCCAUCGUCAAGCUGUUCCUCAAGAAGCCGUCAGAGACCCAGGAGCUGGUCCAGCAGGUCCUCAGCCUGGCUACGCAGGACUCGGACAACCCUGACCUGCGUGACAGGGGUUACAUCUACUGGCGCCUGCUGUCCACCGACCCGGUCACCGCCAAGGAGGUGGUGCUGUCGGAGAAGCCGCUGAUCUCCGAGGAGACGGACCUGAUCGAGCCCACCCUGCUGGACGAGCUCAUCUGCCACAUCGGCUCCUUGGCCUCCGUCUACCACAAACCCCCCAACGCCUUCGUGGAGGGCAGCCACGGCAUCCACCGGAAACACCUGCCGGUCCAGCACAGCAGCAUCGACACGGGGGAGAGUCCGGUGAGCGGCGGGCCGGCGGCCCCGAUGGACCAGCCGCACGUCAUCCCCAGCCAGGGCGACCUGCUGGGGGACCUGCUCAACCUGGACCUGGGCCCCCCAGUCAACGUCCCACAGGUCUCCUCCAUGCAGAUGGGUGCAGUGGAUCUACUGGGAGGGGGCCUGGACAGCCUGCUGGGGGGAGACCUGGGCGGAGGUGUUGGGGGAAGUCCAGCUGUGGGACAGAACUUCAUCCCCUCAUCUGUCCCCAACACAUUUGCUCCAUCGCCCACGCCGGCCCCUGCAGCUCCCAGCAGCGGCCUCAACGACCUGUUUGAGCUUUCCACAGGCAUGGCCAUCGCCACCGGAGGCUACGUGUCUCCAAAAACCGUGUGGCUACCUGCAGUGAAAGCCAAAGGUCUGGAGAUCUCUGGGACUUUCUCUCGCCGACAGGGUCACAUGUACAUGGACAUGACCUUCACCAACAAGGCCCUGCAGCACAUGACAGACUUCGCCAUCCAGUUCAACAAGAACAGUUUCGGGGUGAUCCCCACCAGUCCUCUGCCCAUUCACACUCCACUGAUGCCCAGCCAGAGCAUUGAGAUCUCCCUGCCUCUCAACACCAUCGGGCCGGUGAUGAAGAUGGAUCCGCUCAAUAACCUGCAGGUCGCUGUGAAGAACAACAUCGACGUCUUCUACUUCAGCGGCCUUAUCCCUCUGAACAUCUUCUUUGUCGAGGACGGCAAAAUGGAGCGACAGGUGUUCCUGGCCACCUGGAAGGACAUUCCCAACGAGAACGAGCUGCAGUACCAGAUCAAGGACUGCCACCUGAACGCAGACACCGUCUCCGGGAAGCUGCAGAACAACAACAUCUACACCAUCGCCAAGAGGAACGUGGAGGGCCAGGACAUGCUCUACCAGUCCCUCAAGCUCACCAACGGCAUCUGGAUCCUGGCUGAGCUCCGGAUUCAGCCCGGCAACCCCAACUACACGCUGUCUCUGAAGUGCCGCGCCCCGGAGGUUUCUCAGUACGUGUACCAGGUGUACGACUCGGUCCUGAAGAACUGAAGCGGCCCUCACCUGGGCUUCAUCCUGACAGUAAACAGCACCCCCCCACCCCUCCCCUCACCCCCCCCUCCACCCCCACCCCCACCCCCCCACCCCCCACCCCCUCCCUCCCCUCACCCCACCCCCCACCCCACAGCUAACUGCCACAAGCAGGAAGUCACCACAGUGAACCAGUGCCGCUCCACACGCUGGGAUAUUCAGCAUCCGGGGCGUUUUCCACACGCAGACGCCCGUAAAUACAAAACACAAAGAUGUUUUCCGCAUAACCGACGUGGAGAUGACACACUCUGCUGGUGUUUCCUGUCCUCUGGCAGUUCUCUGUCCCCUCCUCCUUGUGAAAACAUCGUAUAUCCACCAUUCCAUCCUUAACUUAGAUGUCUUAAUAUCGUAAGAUGUGAUUGAUGGUGAAACUGUCCUGAUCGGGGAAAAACACUCCAAAUUUCCAUAAAGCCCCCCCACCUUUUCUUUUCUUUUCUUUUCUUUUCUUUUCUUUUCUUUUCUUUUUGUUUGUUUCUUUGUUUUGGUACUGUGAAUAGUUCCCGUUCGCUGAUCAUCUUUCCUUUUGGUUUCUGUUUGAUAUUUGACACUGACUGUGUCUCCGUGGUACUUCCUCUCCAUUCCACCAGUGACGCUCCAUCGAGGCCAGUCGGUGUCCUGGUUUGACCACCUGAGUCUUUCUGUAAUAACUCCAUUUAUCGUGCUCAGCUUUAUAGUUUGACAUUCCUGUUUAUCCUGCAUCUACCUCUGCGUUCUGUCCUCCUCACUAGCUUCCAUGUUGCAGUAUAGAUGCGCCAGAUGUGAGUAGUGAGUUUUAUAUCCUGUAACGUGCUUAAAAUGGUUUCACCCUCCUUUAAUUCCAGCACAUUUGAUUUUAUACAGGAUCGAUUUCCACAGUAGGUUUAUUGAUGGACUGUAUGCAGCCAAAUCCAACAUGAUUUCAUUCAGAUCAGAUCGAUGCCAACUUUGUCUCUCCAUAUUUUGCGGUUAGUAACCGGCACUGUGUGAACAAAAAAAAAAAAAAAAAAAAAAACAAACAGCAGUUGGAGCUGAGUACGUUUUACUUCAGGGAUUGAUCAGUUAUCGGUCCCGUCCGAUCACCUGGGCAGGGCAAUUUUUCCCAUAAUAUAUAAAAUAUCUUCAUUUCCCUUUGCACUGGAUUGGUAGUAAAUUCGUGUCGUCCUUACUUACAUGCCUUAAGCUCUGAAGGGUUACAGGUUUCACAAGUGUUUAUUUAAAUCCAGUAAAACUGAAAUGAAAUCAUUUAAACACAAGAAAUCUGGUGUUGAUCCAGCUACAGUGAUGACACCCAGAUCUAUCAUUUUAAAAAUUACAAAUAGAGUUUUCCUGUAUUUUUUUUUUUUUUUCCAGUUUUGUUUUCCGGUAAAUUUCUGCUCAUUUUCCUCCGUGCACAAAGUCCCUGUCGGUCGAUCCCUGUUUUAUCUGCAUUCCCUUCCUGUUCACAGUUGGUGCUUCAUUGACUUCUGUGCCACGUUGUUCCAUGGUAAUGGUGAUUUAUGAUGAAAGUAUAUUAAUCUAACCUGCUUUUGCUGAGAUGAUUUACGAGCCUCCACCUGUCUCAAGCCCAGCCGAAGAUCCAAUAAAAACGCUCUUUGAAAAUAUCAUUAGUUUUAUUCUGCUGUCGCCACGUGUGCCUGCAUGACUUUCUCCUGUUUAUUCUCCGCUCAGACAUUCUCUCAUGCUCCUGGAAGACCUUCGUUUUAAAACGGUGUUUUUUUUUCUUCAACAUUUCCACAAAUAAAAAAAUGUCCAAACUUGUUGCCAAUCUGAUGAAAUGGUAUGUUUCUAGCAUUGUUGCUGUAAAGCUGUUGUAGAUGACUGUUGUAGAUGUCACUGUAAACCCCAUUGUGUCAAUAAAUUGUCAGUGUUCAUACGGA